This is a messenger RNA of Schistosoma intercalatum, 1791 nucleotides long. The record is from the annotation of a GenBank genome assembly. Lineage: Eukaryota; Metazoa; Platyhelminthes; Trematoda; Strigeidida; Schistosomatidae.
AUGCCCAUCCACAGACAUAUAAAAAAUGUCGUUCACAAUUAUACAGAUGCUGAAAGAAAGGUUCGUGAAGCUACAUCGAACGAUCCAUGGGGUCCUAGCAGCACUUUAAUGGCCGAAAUAGCUGACAAGACUCAUAAUGUUAUGGCAUUCACGGAAAUAAUGCAAAUGAUUUGGAGAAGGCUCAAUGAUAAGAGUAAAAACUGGCGACAUGUUUACAAGGCUCUUGUUCUUUUGGAAUACUUGUCAAAGACUGGUAGUGAUAAGGUCGCUACUCAGUGCCGAGAAAAUAUCCACUCAAUAGAAACAUUGAGAGACUUUGAGUGUGUUGAAGAUGGGAAAGAUCGUGGUAAGAAUGUCCGUGAGAAAGCUCGUCAUUUGAGUACGCUUCUUAGAGAUGAGGAACGUUUGCACGAAGAACGUACAAAGGCUCUACUAGCACGUGACCGUUUGAUGCAUGGGGGUUUGGGAACUACGGCUUCUGCUGGAGAUUCACCGGUUAAAUAUGGUGUCCCACCAUCUGGUCGUAGUAGCUAUCCUAUUGGAUAUUCUGGCUCCAACUAUUUUGAAAAAGGAACCUUGCCUUCAAAAUCUGUUUCUCAUGCCGCAACUGAAUUAGAUUCCGUUAGACCUCAGUCUGCCGGAGAAGAACAAUUACAUCUUCAACUUGCUCUGGCUAUCAGUAAAGAGGAACAUGAUCGAGAAGAACGGCGUAGACGAGCUGAAGAAGCUAAAGAAGAAGCCAAAGUACAAAUGGUAAUAGAGCAGAGUCGUAGAGAAGAACAGAAGGAUAAGUCAGGUAAACAUUCAGUUUCCAAUAUUCCUUCUGGAUCUAGUAGUGCCUUUGAGCCACCAAGUUGUGCUCCUAGUGGUGGAUUAUUCAAUUUAGUUGAUACUUCUUUAUCAGUUGCACCAGCUCAUUUACCGGAUCCAUGGUCUGCUCCUUUAGCAGUUCCGAGCAGUUCGUUAAAUAAUAAUACAUCAUCACCUUCUCCAUCCACAUCAUUUAAUAAUACCAAUAUACCACAGUCAACUUUUCCACUUAUCCCUAUUGAUGAUCCUUGGAGCCCGAAAAAUCAACCAAAUAUUCCAACACAUUCUACAACAAGUAAUUCCGAUGAAAUGUGGAAUUUGGAAUCAACCUUAGGUGCUACAUUACCGUCCACUUCUAAUACAAACACCGAGUCAGUUAUUUCUAACCAUCAUCAUCAUACCAACAGUGGUAGCAAUCUCAAUAAUAACAAUGGGCAUUUUGAUUUUGAUUUGAAUGGGACUUCAAAUAAUAUGAAUGAUCACUUUCCGCAGCAGUUUCAACAGCAGUCCACUUUUCAAAAUGCACAAACAUCUUUAACUAUAGAACAACAACAACAUCAAGAACAACAGACUGUACGUAAACGAACUCCUGCUGACUUUUUAGGUGAACAUCAGAAAUUAGUUGACUUGGAAAAGCUGAUUGAAAAAAAUCCAGCUUCUACAAAUCCAUUCACUGUUGGUUCGAAAUCUGUAACUGGUGCAGCUUGUAAUCCAUUUAUACCUAAUCAGUCAUUGAAACCAUCACUGAAUCAAUUGGCACCAGCACCGGCACCUCUGUCAGGUCCAAUUUAUCAUAACACAAUGAAUAAUCCAAUGUUCUAUCAAGUUCGACCAUAUUAUCCUGCUAGUGGUUCGGUCGCAACAGUACAACCCAGUUAUAUGGUGCCGAUCAAUACUGCAAGUGCAUGGUCCGUUAUUGAUGGCUCUGGAAAUAAUAUGAUGCAUCAACAACAGACAAGUAGUUUAAAUCCAUUUUAUUAA